UCGUCAGGGAUGUGUGUGUGCGGGUGAAGGGUGUGUGAGUGUGAUUUUGUGUGUGUGUGUGUGUGUGUGUGUGUUUGAGCAGUGGUUAUUACAGCUGUGAUGAUAUAUGAACACAAGAAGAGAGGAAGGAAAGAAAGGACAGAGGGAGGAAAGCGGUGUUGAAGGGUGGAUGUGGAUGUGGAUUAACAUCGCUGCAAACAAAAAAAAAAUCAGUCAUUUCCUCUGAGCUGCAGAAAUCUGAGAGGACAACAGAAGCUUCAUCAUUCCAUCUUUGUUCCUGCAGAGGAAGGAUUGAAGGAGGGAAGGAAGGAGAGAAGGAGGACUGAAAGGGUAAAGGAAGGAGGAUCAAAGGGGGGAAGUAAGGAGGACUGAAGGAAGAAAGGAAGGAGAAUCGAAGGAGGGCAGGAGGGAGAAAGGGAGGCAUAGGAGAGAUGGAGGUAGUCUGAGUCCUUGCUGGUCCUCAGGUCAUUAGGGAGUCAUGACAUCACAGGAGGAGGCAUCUUCAUUCAGGAGGUUUUUUCAAUAUGUGGAGGACAGUGGUCUUCGAAUAUACGAUGGUCUGGUGAUCCAAAAUGCCUCCGACAUUGCUAGAGAGAGUGACCGCAUUCGCAACCAGACCAACUGGACCUACAUGCAUGAAAAACACCAGAAGAAAAGACGGCAGGAAGAAAGUAUCAAGAGGAUUGGUGAGGAUGUUGCUGCAGCCUCAGAUGGGGCAUACUCUGGGAAACACUUCAGGAUGGGUUUCAUGACGAUGCCAGCUCCACAGGACCGACUGCCCCCACCCAGUCAGGGCUUCACUGUCAGAUCCCAGUCCCUCCACUCAGUGGGUGGAGGAGAAGAUGAAUCCCACCACAGUCGCAAACAGCCCCCACCCAAACCUAAGAGAGAUCCCAACACCAAACUGAGCAGCAGCUCCGAAACUGUGGAUGGGGGUGGAGUUAGUAGGAGAGACCACCAAGAGACCAAAGAGAAGCCAGAACAGGCUGAAGCUCAGUGUUUCCUCCACUCUGAAGAUGCGUCCAAGAAGAUGCCUCCACCUAAACCUAAGAGGAACCCCAACACUCAGCUCAGCACCUCCUUUGAUGAAUGCUACAUUCGUUACCAUGGCAACAAGAAAUCGUCCUUGCAGUGGGACAAAUCUUCAUCCCAAAGUCAGAGUCCAGCAUCCAGAGACACAGACGAUGAGGAGCCAGUUUACAUUGAGAUGGUGGGAAACAUCCUGCGAGGGUUAAAAGGUCAGGAAGCCGUGGACGAUGAGCAGAAUGAAUCGGUGUACGAGGAGAUGAAGUACCCACUGUUGGAGGACUUCCUGCAGGAUACACAUGCUGCCAUCAUUGACCCUGAAGCUUGGUCAUCCCGUGGCUCACUCUGUGACAUCCCUCCACCUUUCCCUAAUCUCCUGACUCACCGCCCACCGCUGCUUGUCUUCCCACCCGCCCCCGCUCAGUGCUCCCCAAACUCUGAUGAGUCCCCCCUCACCCCUUUGGACGUCACCAGGCUUCCCAUGUUAGAUAAUGUGUCCUAUAGCAAGUCAGGUGGUGUUGAACAGCCGCAGAGCUCCACUCACCACCGAAAAGAACGGGAUCGGGACAUACCCUCCACUCACACCAUCACAUCUUCAGGUCGCUCCUCAGCUCCGCCUCUCCCCUCCAGCCUCUACAAGUCAUCCAGCACCACACACGGUGGUCAUGGUUACCCCCGCAGCCAGUCAGCAUGCCCAUCUCCUGUCAGCAUGGGGCGCUCCCUAACGCCUCUGAGCCUGAAGAGGCCACCACCAUACGACACUUUGAUGGCAGGAGGAAGUAUGCCUCGCUCUUCAUCUUCAUCUUCAUCAUCCUCACACAGGGCAGGGGAAGGAGGGCCUAAGCUCAGUAACUCCUCCACCCAUGGUUCCAUGCAAAACGUGUCAAUGAGGUCACAAACUCCAACAAGUCCACUGGACGAACUCAACAACCUGUUUACAUCAGGUAGACAGGUGAUGAAGAGGGGGUCAGGAGGGAGGAAGAGCAGGGAGGGUGAAGGAGACAGCAGGUCCAGACAUGACAGUAAAGACAGAGAUGGACAGUCGAGUCCAGUUUCCAGCAGGAUGGGGAGGUCAUCUGUCAGCCCCACCAUGAUGCUAUCAGGAGGAGGAGAGCCAAGGUCUGCAUGUAAACUUGGCCGUUCAGCCUCAACAUCAGGAGUUCCUUCACCAGGUGGGACACCACAUCGUCACCUGCAUGAGCCGCAUCACCUCGCCCUUAGCCAGAUGCCAUGGCUGUGCGGUGACGCCACCAUGAUGGAGAUGAUUGAGAAAAAGAGAGUUUUAUGUCGAGAGAUCAAAGCUCGUCAACGGCCAGAUAAGAAUCUGUGCAAACAGGACAGUAUGCCUAUCCUGCCCAGCUGGAAGAGGAAGCAGCCGCCGCCAUAUUCGGCUCCACCCACCGCUGCCGGGCACGCCGCCACUGUGUUCUGGGACACCGCCAUCUGAAAGACAAAUACUCACACCAUGAUAAUGAUCACCCUCCACUGAACACUUUAACAUGAUCAGAAUAUGUUUUUCACUCAUUGUUUUAUUGAGAAUAUCAACAGAUCCACUGCUGACAGUCAUCUGACUGAACUUCUCUCUGCCCCUCUGAGUAUUUUCACAUUUAUAAAUGAAAUGAAGUUAUAAUGAUUCUAAGCUUCUUUGCUCCCUAAAGUCCUAAUUUACUUUCUGUCAAUCCUGUUUGAGCUGACAGGAAAAACUGAAACUUUCAGACCAAAAGAAAAAAUCAAAAGGCAUGAACCAGAAAAGAUAUUUCAUCAAAGAAAUCAGUGAACUGUUCAAAAUACUACAUAUACGUGUUUUGUUAUCAAAGAAAAUUUCAGCCAAUUAAUGACUAUCUUGAGAUGUAUUACCUUAAGUUUUAAAAAGAGCAAACAAAUAUCAUGCUGACUCACAAAUGGACCUGAUGUGGGGCCAAACCUGAAGGUCUGUCCACCACCAGAGAAAUCAAUUAAUAUUUUAAUCUGGACAUGGGUCAGUAAUACACACACACACACACACACACACACACACACACACACACACAGCCUUUCAAUAACUGUUAAGACCCCCAAAGUUUAACUGACAGGAAAAGUCAGGUAGACAAAUACUCACUGUCUGAAUCAGUGUUUUAAAAAGGGAAAAAAGUACCAUGAGUAAGAUGUCAUAUGGAUGAUUUAUUAUGUGUUCACAUAAAAGGGGUGAAAUUCCUCAUUGCUCUGAAUUUUAGCUCUGUUAGUGGGUUAACAGCUCUGUCUGUGGGUUAACAGGAAGUUGCCCCUGAAGUUAUCAGAUAAGCUAGUCACCUUGUACGCAGUACAGCACACCUUCAAAUCAUCCCAAUUAAUGAGGACUUCAAAUGUCCUGACUGCAAUGGUUUAAAGUUGAUUCCACAGACACACACACACACACACACGCAAAUGCACACUCAUGCAGGUGUUUUCCUGCCAUCCAAUCACAGUCCAGGGAGGCGUGGUCAUCCAAGUGUAGCAUCGCUUUCUGUCGUCUUUCUACUUGUUAUUUUUCUAUCUGUAAAUGAUUCAGAUGGGUUUUUUUAAAGUCUGACAGUUGUGUAGCAGAAAAAAUUAUUUAUAAACUGUGUAAA
This is a messenger RNA of Archocentrus centrarchus (flier cichlid), 3614 nucleotides long. RefSeq names its product neuronal tyrosine-phosphorylated phosphoinositide-3-kinase adaptor 2a (gene nyap2a). The transcript is spliced from 7 exons. The coding region runs from base 479 to 2473 and encodes 664 amino acids. Gene Ontology annotation, biological process: phosphatidylinositol 3-kinase/protein kinase B signal transduction; neuron projection morphogenesis. Lineage: Eukaryota; Metazoa; Chordata; Actinopteri; Cichliformes; Cichlidae. The record is from RefSeq and is a predicted model, not a curated record.